CACCACCAACUUCUGAUAGCAUGCUUUCUUAUCGAAUAGCUAUAGUUGCUGCCAACGCCUCUUGAAAUGAUCGACGCUUCCACCAUCCAUUUCCAUUGCUCACCGCGCAUCCUCUACCAAUAACCGCGGUCGGAGGCGCAGCCUCUCGUUGUGGGAGGUUCAUCGCAUGGUCCUCAGCUCUGAAUGAGAGUGGAGGGGGAUGCAGAAGGAUUCGUAAACUCCACAGGACCCGUGGAAUAUGUAGAAUGAGCCCCUAUCUGCGAACUGUGGUUGUAUUCGUAGUGGUUCACAGCCCGGUGAAUGAAAGACGGAGAGAUUGCAGCUUGACGCACUACAUUACUUUGGAGUAGAUUUGACGCGUGAUCGUUGCAAGAUUCUGUGCUCGACUGCCGACUGUUGAGGCGCGUGUCGUUCAGGUGACACACACACGGUUAACUUUACGGACUGUGUAUCAUUUAUCUACGAUCUAAUCGGGAGCAAGUGGAUGUAGUCUACAUGGGAUCCCUAAAAUGACGAUCAUGUGGAUUUAUUGAACUGUCACUCAUUAUUUCUGCGUGCAUUUAUAGAGAUUGAGAAAAUAACCCCAUAAAUAAAUCUCAGUAGAAAUUCAUGCACGCUUUGUGAAUCUGACUCAGUUGGAUAGACAUAAUCAUGGACUGUCAUCAGACGAAGAAUGUGCCAAUGCAUUGUAUGAUCCACAAUCGUAGCGAUUGGAAUUGACAUAGCCAGUCUACGCGGGCCGGAGAAGUAUGGAGAGACGGGUCUAGAUUCACUGGUUCGGAUUCACGCGUUAAGAGCGCACUUUGGAAACUAGUGUUUUGCUCGGAAACUUUUAUGCCGGAGUCCGACGCACACAAAGAUGACAGCAAACCGCUGUAAACACCACUAUAAAAUUGCAUGAACACAGAAAAUAUAGGUUUCUAAGUAAAUCAUAUGGGGGCUUGCUUAUGGAAAUACACUCGAUCAAUUGCUUAUGAUAAAAACAAUACCUUUUAGCGGUAAAUGUAAUGAGCAUGGAAUGAGUCUCCCAUAUGGGAAGGUGACCUUUAUCGCAAGUGAUGACAUGUUCAUCAAGAAGUGCGACUCAGAGGCCCUUGAGAAUUAAAUAACAGUAUUUUGCAUGAUUUCUCUGGGAUAUGAUGUAAAAGUACCACAUUCUACUUUCUAGGUAAGGAAAAAAGUGACCCUUCAUCGGAUGGCUUCCAAUGCCUCUCCAACUUUGGCUUUUAUCCACACGAAUAAUGAUUUCUGUUAGUUAAGUGGCCCCAAAGCUAUUCGGAUCAUUUAGGAUGCUGUGUUUACAUCGUGUUCAUCCGGGUGAGAGGGCAUCAAUCAACGCUGGAAGCUUCGAAAACCAACAGUAUCGCAGGUGUUUGUUACAAAAGUGACUCAGACCAGCAGCAUGCUUACCUGUGGAUAAGAGUGAGCCCCGUGGGUUGAGUGUGGACCCCCACGUCCUCCCUGCUCCUUCUCCUGCCUCGGUUCCCAUCAUCUUCAGCCCUACUGUCCACAUGCAGGCCAAGAAGAGGUACCUGGUCGUGUCUCUAGGGGCCUGUCUUCUUCUGGUUGCCUACCUGUGGGGACUUCAGAUUGGGGAGUUCCAUCAUCAAAACCACCACCAGUACCUCUUCAGAGUCGCCCAGAGCCCCGGCCUCAGCCUGCUCAGACAGCGUUGGCCUGAGUGGACCCACCCGCUCAACACCUACCUGGAGGACGGAGAGCAGGAGGCAGACAGCCCUCUGCUCCACCACCAGCACACCUCUCCCAGGGAGAGGCGGGAGAUCCGCAACAACAUCUACAAGAGCAGGAGAUGCCGCAUGGACACAUGCUUCGACUUCAGCCGCUGCCAGAGGGGGUUCAAGGUGUACGUCUACCCCCUGCUGAAGGGGGAGACGGUGUCUGAGAGCUACCAGAAGAUCCUGACAGCUGUCGAGGAUUCCCGCUUCCACACCACAGACGUCAACGAGGCCUGUCUGUAUGUGCUGGGCAUUGACACUCUGGACCGGGACCAGCUGUCCAGCCAGUACAUUCACAAUGUCAAGGCUAAAGUACAGAGCCUCCCAACGUGGAAUGACGGGAGGAACCACCUCAUUUUCAACCUCUACUCUGGCACCUGGCCAUAUUACACGGAGGAGCUGGGCUUUGAUAUUGGCCAGGCCAUUUUGGCCAAAGCCAGCAUUGAUAUGGAUAAUUUUAGGCCAUACUUUGAUGUGUCCAUUCCUUUGUUUUCAAAAGACCAUUCCCAAAAAGGAGGGGACAAGGGUUAUUUGACACUCAAAAAUGUCCCUCCAUCAAGGAAAUAUUUACUGGUUUUCAAAGGGAAGAGGUAUCUGACUGGUAUCGGUUCAGAAACCAGAAAUGCUUUAUAUCAUAUUCACAAUGGGGAAGAUAUCAUUCUACUGACCACCUGCAAGCAUGGGAAGGACUGGGAAAAGCAUAAGGAUGCAAGAUGCGACCGGGACAAUGAAGAAUACUCCAAGUUUGACUACCAGGAGCUGCUCCACAACUCCAGCUUCUGCCUGGUGCCCCGCGGUCGCAGGCUGGGUUCCUUUCGCUUUCUUGAGGCCCUCCAGGCUGCCUGUAUACCUGUCAUACUGAGCAACGGCUGGGAGCUGCCUUUCUCUGAGAUCAUCGACUGGAGCAAAGCGGCUGUCAUCGGGGACGAGAGGCUCCUACUGCAGGUUUCUUCAAUUACCAGAUCUGUGGACCAUGACAAAAUAUUGGCGCUCAGGCAGCAGACUCAGUUCCUCUGGGAUGCUUAUUUUUCUUCGGUAGCAAAAAUAGUAUUAACUACGUUAGAGCUAAUCCAAGACAGAAUAAAUUCACACAUAUCCAGGAACAAGUUGAUGUGGAAUUCGUUGCCUGGUGGACUGUACGUUCUGCCUCAGUUCUCCACCGACGCUGCCGUGUUCCCCUUCUAUUACUCCUCACUGGGGAAGAGCCCGUCCCAGGAGUUCACUGCUGUUAUCCAGGCUGUGACUCCUCUCCAGUCUCAGCUGCAGCCCGUAGUCAAGCUCAUCAUCGCAGUUGCCAAAUCGAAGUUCUGUGCACAGAUCAUUGUGCUGUGGAAUUGUGACAAGCCUUUACCUCCGAAGAGCAAGUGGCCCUCCACCACCGUGCCUAUCACUGUCAUUGAGGGAGAGAGAAAGGUUGACUUUGCCUUCAUCGUCUGGCACAGUUUCCCAGACAGGAUCGUGGGCUACCCAGCACGCAGCCAUUACUGGGACAGCAGCAAAUCAAGAUGGGGCUACACCUCCAAGUGGACUAACCAGUACUCCAUGGUGCUCACAGGGGCUGCGUUCUAUCACAGGUAUUAUCACUACUUGUACACUCACUACUUGCCAGCCAGCCUUCUCACCAUGGUGGACCAGAUGGCCAACUGUGAGGAUAUCCUGAUGAACUUCCUGGUGUCUGCUGUCACUAAGCUCCCACCAAUCAAAGUCACCCAGAAGAAGCAGUACAAGGAGACAAUGAUGCAGCAGGGUUCUAAGACGUCCCGGUGGGCCGACCCGGACCACUUUGCCCAGAGACAGACGUGUAUGAACUCGUUCAGCAGCUGGUUUGGGUUCAUGCCCCUGCUGCACUCCCAGAUGAGACUGGACCCUGUGCUGUUCAAGGACCAGGUCUCCAUUCUGAGGAAGAAGUACAGGGACAUCGAGAGGCUGUGAACCCAACACACACAAACUCAUACACACAGAAGAAACUUGAGUGGUGUGGGUUUGGGCCAAAUCUCCUUCCCAGCUGCAAGUGAAAAGAACUGCCUUUUUUGACCAGCCUGUUCAGUCAGUCAGACUGUCCGAACCAUAUGUGAAAUCUCUACAGAGUAAUUUAUUAUGAAAUAUGCAACACCAGGACUGUUACCCAGAGGUAAUGAUCUUGGCUAUUGAAGAUGAUUCAUCUUCCAUGUCAGUGAGUUGGACUGUGUCGAUGUUGUCGUCGUUGUUGUCAAAAAAAAUAAUAUUGUGACUUUUCACACGCUUCAACAUCAGACAGAUUGUCGUUGUCAAUUCCUUCUCUGACAGAGGAACCAGGAAGUCAGGUCACAAAAGCCUGCAAUGUGCACUCCUGUUUGGUUUCAGAUAUUUUCUGUGGCAGUGUGAUCUUAAACAAAAAUGAACACAGUGCAUUGUGUUUGUCCUCCAUGAGAUCUAUAAAGUUUUUCUCUAACAUUGUAUAUGUUGCUUUCCAUUAUUCAUUUCUGGGGCUUAUUGGGCUUUCAAUUUGGAAUUGUUCGAUUUUUUUUUUUUUUUGGUUGCUUCGUUCUCCUAUGAGCUUUAAAUUGCCAAAAAAGCUAAUCUGAUAAAAUAUGCUGAAAUGUA
Messenger RNA from Salmo salar (Atlantic salmon), 4319 nucleotides. RefSeq names its product exostosin-1. The record is from RefSeq and is a predicted model, not a curated record. Gene Ontology annotation, cellular component: membrane. Lineage: Eukaryota; Metazoa; Chordata; Actinopteri; Salmoniformes; Salmonidae. Gene Ontology annotation, molecular function: glycosyltransferase activity.